Molecule: messenger RNA, 1498 nt
Organism: Coffea eugenioides
Lineage: Eukaryota; Viridiplantae; Streptophyta; Magnoliopsida; Gentianales; Rubiaceae
Product: ankyrin repeat domain-containing protein 2A-like
Exons: 9
Coding region: 167-1297 (376 amino acids)
Biological process (GO): protein targeting to chloroplast
Cellular component (GO): chloroplast outer membrane
Molecular function (GO): chloroplast targeting sequence receptor activity; protein binding
Source: RefSeq, a predicted model, not a curated record
UCACAAUUCACUCAAACCAAAAACCCUUUUGUUUCGUUCACUCCCAAAUCACUCUUCAAUCACACACUUCCUCUCUCUUUCUCCGUCUCGCUUGUAUAUCAUCCUCUUCCAGUCUUCCUUCACAGCAAGCAAGGAACUUCCACAUCUCUCUCCAAUCUCUCAAGCCAUGUCUGAGGAGGUUAAAGAUGCUCCCGCACCGCCAAAGGUUAUUGAUGCUCCAGCUUCCCCAGAGGUUGUAGAUGCUGCAGCACCGUCGAAGGCUAAGGAUGCUCCUUCACCAGCAGCUGAAGAAAAGGCUGGUGCCAUGGAGAAUAAACGUAGUUCUGAAUCAACCUCUGUGGAGACACAAUCAGAACAGAGGAGGGCUACAACCUCUGCAGCUGGAGUGCCGCUACAAAAUCCUUUCGAUUUCUCUGCAAUGACGGGCCUACUAAAUGACCCGAGCAUCAAAGAAUUAGCCGAACAGAUUGCAAAGGACCCUUCUUUUAAUCAAAUGGCAGAGCAGCUUCAGAAGACCUUUCAGGGUGCUUCAGUGGAUGAGGGUACCCCUCAGUUUGAUACACAGCAAUACUACACUACAAUGCAGCAGGUUAUGCAAAAUCCACAAUUUAUGACAAUGGCUGAGCGGCUUGGCAAUGCUUUAAUGCAGGAUCCAUCUAUGUCCGGCAUGCUUGAGAAUUUGACCAAUCCAGUUCACAAAGACCAGCUUGAAGAACGAAUGUCACGCAUCAAGGAGGAUCCUUCUUUGAAGCCUAUUUUGGAUGAGAUAGAGACAGGAGGUCCAGCUGCAAUGAUGAGGUAUUGGAAUGAUAAGGAGGUUCUACAGAAGUUGGGUGAAGCAAUGGGUUUUGCUGUUGCUGGAGAACCAGGUUCCUCUGCUGACAAUGCAGAGCCAGAUGAAGCAGAGGAAGCAAAUGAAGAUGAAUCUAUUGUUCAUCAUACUGCUAGUAUUGGUGAUGUAGACCGUUUGAAGAACGCACUUGCUGCGGGUGCUGAUAAAGAUGAAGAAGAUUCAGAAGGAAGAACAGCAUUGCAUUUUGCUUGUGGUUAUGGAGAGGUGAAGUGUGCACAAGUUCUUCUCGAGGCUGGUGCAAAGGUGGAUGCUUUGGAUAAGAAUAAGAACACUGCUCUUCAUUAUGCAGCAGGUUAUGGCAGGAAAGAGUGUGUUCAACUCCUGCUGGAGCAUGGAGCUGCUGUCACUCUCCAAAACUUGGAUGGAAAGACUCCCAUUGAUGUUGCUAAACUGAAUAACCAGCAUGAGGUACUUAAGCUGCUCGAGAAGGAUGCUUUUCUAUAAACUUGGAAUAUAGACGUGAGGUACUUGAGCUUUUCCGUCUAUCAGGGUGUGAUUGUGUUAGCCCUAUGUAUUUUGAGAGGCUGUCGUCCCGACUUCAUGUAAUUUUUCCAUUUGCUUCUGUAUGAUCAUUAUUUUUACUGUUUCCUCCACAUAUUACGCACAUAAUUGAUAGUAUCUGGGGUACUUAAUGUCUUGUCCGCU